Molecule: messenger RNA, 1073 nt
Organism: Cutaneotrichosporon oleaginosum
Lineage: Eukaryota; Fungi; Basidiomycota; Tremellomycetes; Trichosporonales; Trichosporonaceae
Biological process (GO): UDP-N-acetylglucosamine biosynthetic process
Cellular component (GO): endoplasmic reticulum; Golgi apparatus; endoplasmic reticulum-Golgi intermediate compartment
Molecular function (GO): glucosamine 6-phosphate N-acetyltransferase activity; monosaccharide binding
Source: RefSeq, a predicted model, not a curated record
UCAAGCCUCAGAUCCUCAGAUCUUCGGAUCGAAGAGGAUCAGAGGUGGAGAGCCUUCUACUAUAUCACAGCGAUCACAGCCUCCUCUCAGCACGCGCGCUCGCAAUCUCUCCAACUCCGGUGUUGACAGUUCUCGGCUCGACGGCUCAGCGGCUCCUGGCCGUUCGCGAUUUGGCCCCACUUUGGCCACAUCCAAUCAACAUUUCCCCAUUCCCCAGGCGCGUCUUUGGCUCUGGCACAGCAGGCGCAGUGGCGCGCGUGUCCGGAUCUCCCACAUCCCGCGACGCCUUCCAGCACACCCAACAACACCCCUCUUAAACCUUUCCAUCCACAACGAUCCUAAUCUCUCCCACGCUCAUUCUACUCGUCACUCCCGCAUCGACUUACAUUCAGCAUGGCCGCUGUCCCUGACUCUGAACUGCUCUUCUCGCGCUCCUACAUUCCUGCCGCCGUGCAGGCCCGUGUAGGGUCGGACAUCGAGAUUCGCCCUCUGGCCCAGUCAGAUAACGCCCGAGGCCAUUUCGAUCUGUUGACGGUCCUCACCGAAGCUCCACAAGUCAGCGCCGAGCGCUACGUGGAGCGCUUCCAGUCUAUGAAGGCAUGCAAGGACACUUACUUUACCGUUGCGUUCAUUCACAAGCCCACGGACAAGCUCGUUGCUGUGGGCACUGUCUUCAUCGAGCGCAAGUUCCUGCGCGGGACCGGUAUUGUCGGCCACAUUGAGGACAUUGCCGUCUCCAAGUCCAUGCAGGGGCGCAAGCUGGGUCUUCACCUUAUCAACACACUCGAGGAAAUCGCUCGCUCAUGCGGCUGUUACAAAGUCAUCCUCGACUGCAGCAAGGACAAUAUUCCCUUCUAUGAGAAGUGUGGCUUCAAGCACAAGGAGUACGAGAUGGCAAUGUACCUCAACAACAGCACUCGGGUCCCCAACGCGCGGAUGUGAAACAUUCAUUGCUCUCCUAACACGGUCGCUCUCUUCAAGGUUGUACAAUGCUGCGCGCCUCGUUCGAUUGAAUUGCAGUAUCCAUACCCUCCAUUCACGAGUCACUGGUAUGCAGUCUGCCCAUGUCAUCG